Zea mays is the source of this 672-nucleotide messenger RNA. Its product is annotated as serine/threonine-protein kinase SAPK3. Gene Ontology annotation, molecular function: ATP binding; protein kinase activity. Gene Ontology annotation, biological process: protein phosphorylation. The record is from RefSeq and is a predicted model, not a curated record. Bases 105 to 527 code for a protein of 140 amino acids. The transcript is spliced from 4 exons. Lineage: Eukaryota; Viridiplantae; Streptophyta; Magnoliopsida; Poales; Poaceae.
CAACAGUUGGAACUCCAGCAUACAUAGCCCUCGAGGUUCUUUCCAGAAAAGAGUAUGAUGGAAAGGUAGUAGACGUUUGGUCCUGUGGUGUCACGCUGUACGUGAUGCUCGUGGGAUCAUAUCCAUUUGAAGAUCCUGAGGAUCCAAGGAACUUCCAGAAAACGAUCAGCAGAAUUCUUGGCGUGCAAUACUCCAUCCCGGAUUAUGUGAGAGUGUCUUCAGACUGGAGACGCCUUCUGUCUCAGAUAUUCAUUGUCGAUCCUUCAAAGAGGAUCACGAUCCCGGAGAUAAAGCAUCACCAGUGGUUCCUGAAGAACCUCUCGAGGGAGAUCUCGGAGAGGGAGAAGGCCAACUACAAGGACACGGAUGCCGCCGAGCCGGCGCAGGCCGUGGACGAGAUCAUGCGGAUCGUUGAGGAGGCCAAGACCCCCGGUGACAUGUCCAAGGUGGUCGACCCGGCGCUGCUGGCCGAGAUGGCAGAGCUGGAGAGCGACGAGGAAGAGGCAGACACCGAUGGCACCUACUGAUCGCUCCUGCAUGCAGCUCAGCAGCUGCUCAGUCAUGGUGUCCAGUCCUUGUGCUGCAGACAUGGCGCCGCCGAGCGCCCGAGCUUAACCCGUGCGUGUGAUGACGGAUGUUGUAUUGCACUCUUUACUCUGUUUGUAUAAUAAA